Messenger RNA from Biomphalaria glabrata, 1039 nucleotides. RefSeq names its product insoluble matrix shell protein 5-like. NCBI's taxonomy places the organism in Eukaryota, Metazoa, Mollusca, Gastropoda, Planorbidae. Gene Ontology annotation, molecular function: calcium ion binding. The record is from RefSeq and is a predicted model, not a curated record. The transcript has 9 exons. Bases 148 to 864 code for a protein of 238 amino acids.
UGUGGCAGAUGUAUUCUAGAUAAGAGUUGUAGACAGCUGAAUGUCUAGGAACAGACUUAUAUCAGGCCAUAUACGUGCUUCACUUGACUGUGUCGUUAGAGUCAUUACUAACAUUGGGAUAAAAUCUGAUCUAGACAAGUCAUAAAGAUGAAGGCUCUAGUUCUUGUCAUCUCCUGCCUUGCUGGACUAUGUGCCUGUCAAAAUGACAACAUGGACAUGAUGGGAAUCAUUAACAUGCUGUACAUCAAAGCUGACCAAAACGCAGACGGGAAAAUAACGCCGGCGGAAAUGGCCAACAUUUACCAAUUUAUGGACCAAAACCAUGAUGGGGUCAUCAGUAGGACAGAGUUCACGACCUUGUGGGCAGUACUUACUGGCUACGACCAAGAACUGAGUACAGCAUACUUCUUUCUGUCGGACCUGAAUGGGGACGGAUCCAUUGAUAGGUCGGACAACAGUAACAUCUUUGCCAGGUUUGAUUUAAAUGGUAACGGUGUUGUGGAGUCGCUGGAGUUUAUGCAGAAAUAUUCUCAGGUCUACCAUGAGGUACCGUUUGUUCUGCUGUUUGAGAGGGUAGAAAGAAGCAAUCAGAAUGACCAACAUUUAAGUAGGACUGAGUUCUCGCAACUGUUUAAGUCUCUGACCACAUCAGCCGAUGGUUCUGUCAGAAAAAGUGACUUCGUCAAAGUGUGGACUGACAGUAAGUUUGGGUCACAGCAAGAUGCUGAGAAAGUCUUUCAGUCCUUCGACACCAAUAAAGACAACGUCAUCACCACAAGUGAAGUGUCCUCUAGGUUUGAUGCUUUGGAUCUGAAUGGGAAUAAGACCAUUGAAAUUUUAGAAGCAGUUACGCUUGGACAAUGAUUCAAAUUAAAAUGAUUAAAAUUGCUCUGUUACUCAACAAGCAGCGUGACAAAAUUAUCCGAACGCUGGAAAGGAGUAAAAGACUAUUUUUAGUUCACCUAUGGGCUGUACAUAAUAUUUGUAUGAAAAGUCACUAAAAAUAAAGAAAGUCAUUCGUUAGAAUGUUCUAUGUUAA